GUCCGUGCUCCACUGUGUGGGGUAUACUUGGACCCAAGCUCCAGCUUGCUAAUAAACCGUUGUGCCCUUGCAUCGGUGUCGGCUCCUUGGUGGUUUCUCGGAUUUGCAAUCUUGGGCACAACAGUUUUGAUAUGUGUUAUAACCUAGACUGCAAUCUAUUUUGUUGAAUAUACCCUUUAAGUUGAGAAGAAUGUGUUCUGCUGCUCGAUGGAGUGUUCUAGAAAUAGACACACACAGAGAGAGGCAAAGACAUCGGCAGAGGGAGAAGCAAGCUCUCUGUGAGAAGCCCGGUGUGAGACUCAAUCCCAGGACCCUGGGAUCAUGCCCGGAGUCAAAGACAGACAGACACUCAACUGCUGAACCACCCAGGCGUCCCUGAUCAUUCUACAUUUAAAGUAGAUGUGCUGUUCCAUUUGGAAGUCAAGUCUGGUGCCAUCUAAGUGGAGUCCUGCUGCAAGAGACUUGAGAACACCCUCCUCCUUCAUUUGUGGGACAUCAAAGGCUCCAGACAAUGUGAAAAUUUCCCUUUAAUUUAUUAUAGGAACCCAGAAUAUCAUAUGGACCCCUCUCUGGGUAGCAAAGAAAGGCUUUGUGCACAUAAUGGAGAAUGACAGUUGGGUCCAUAAGCAAUGCAAUGUUUAUAACUGGAGAUGAUAGAAGAGGAGUACAUGCCGGCUAUAUUGCAUAUAAGAGCUUUCUUAUAAAACAUCAUUAUAGAUGCGGCAAAGGAAGCCAUUGAGGGUUCGGUCGCAGUUUUCGGAGAUGCCGCCCAAGGAAAAGAGCGGUUCCAGGAAAGGGAGGAAAGGGGGAGCCGCCUCCGGGAGUGACAGUUCUGACAAGAAGGCCCAGGGUCCCAAAGGUGGUGGUAAUACAAUAAAGGUUAGACACUUUCUGUGUGAAAAACAUGGGAAAAUCAUGGAAGCCAUGGAAAAGUUAAAGUCUGGAAUGAGAUUCAAUGAAGUGGCCACACAGUAUAGUGAAGAUAAAGCCAGGCAAGGGGGCGACUUGGGUUGGAUGACCAGAGGUUCCAUGGUGGGACCAUUUCAAGAAGCAGCAUUUGCCUUGCCUGUAAGUGGGCCAGAUGAGCCUGUGUUUACCGACCCUCCAAUUAGGACAAAAUUUGGAUAUCAUAUUAUUAUGGUUGAAGGGAGAAAAUAAAAUGGUAUGAAAGACUGAAAAAAAA
Messenger RNA from Canis lupus familiaris (dog), 1183 nucleotides. RefSeq names its product peptidyl-prolyl cis-trans isomerase NIMA-interacting 4-like. Gene Ontology annotation, biological process: rRNA processing. The transcript has 6 exons. Gene Ontology annotation, molecular function: DNA binding; peptidyl-prolyl cis-trans isomerase activity. Bases 718 to 1158 code for a protein of 146 amino acids. Lineage: Eukaryota; Metazoa; Chordata; Mammalia; Carnivora; Canidae. The record is from RefSeq and is a predicted model, not a curated record.